AAAUUUAGUGUUAAAUGUGGGCUCGCCCGAACCGUACCUGUACUGAAAAUUGUUAACAAAUUUUAAUUGUGUAGUUUUACAAAUUGAGAAUUAACGUGAUAUUUCCAAGGAUUAGUGUUCUGAAUGUUACGGAUUACUUUUUGCGGCCGCUUCCGUUAGUUUUCAUUCAAAAAUGGGAGACGUGUGAAUCGAGACCGACUUUCGAUUAUUUUUGUUGUGUUCGUUAACGAGUGAAAAUGAAAAAUAAAAAUAAAAUCAGAAUGGACAAUAAAUUGGCGGCGGAACAGCUAAUAAUUUCGGAACAGAGCAACCAAGGCCUGACCGGUAAACCGCCGCUCGAUAAGAAAAUCGCCGAUAAAGACAGGAAGGGCGAUAAGAAGAUAAAGAAGGGAAAGACUCUGUGCCAGACGUGCAGUAAAAAAUGUUCGGGGGAGGUGCUGCGCGUACAAGACAAAUACUUCCACACUCACUGCUUCAAGUGCAAGAAGUGCAGCAAGUCUUUGGCCCAAGGCGGCUUCUUCCAGAAGGACGGUACUUAUUUUUGCACAAAUUGCUAUCAAAACACAUUCGGCACGAAAUGCGCCACUUGCCAGGAGUACGUGGAGGGGGAGGUUGUGACGGCGUUAGGAAAAACCUAUCAUCAAAAAUGUUUCAAGUGUGCUCGAUGUUGUCAGCCGUUUCCAUCUGGAGAAAAGGUCACGUAUACUGGAAAGGAAGUUUUAUGUCAAAAGUGUGUUAAAAUUCCUAUUCGAACUAGCUCCUCACCUCAAGCUAGUCCCACUUCAAACCACCCCAAUGAAUGUGCUGGCUGCCAUGAAGAACUAAAAGAAGGUCAAGCACUGGUUGCUUUAGAUCGUCAGUGGCACAUAUGGUGUUUCAAAUGUGGUAAAUGCGGGGUAGUUCUUCAUGGCGAGUAUAUGGGACGCGAUGGUGUGCCGUAUUGCGAACGCGACUAUCAGCAUCAAUUUGGCGUAAAAUGCGCCUAUUGUAGCCGAUUUAUCAGUGGGAAAGUUCUACAGGCUGGUGACAAUCAUCAUUUUCAUCCGACUUGCGCGCGAUGCACCAAGUGUGGUGACCCCUUCGGGGAUGGAGAAGAAAUGUAUUUGCAAGGUGGCGCAAUUUGGCACCCGCGAUGUGGUCCGGGUCCAACUGAGAAUGGUCAAGUAUUAAACGGUUCGGCUGAGGCAAAUGGGCAUUUGACCGAUUGCGAAUCCCGAGGCGGGGAUAUGUCUGGACGAGAAUUUGAUAGGAUGAGUAGUUCGGGCGUUAGUGAAAUGCAGUUUUCCAUGCGUUCUCGUACCCCUAGCUUAAAUGGUUCACUGUACAGCCCGACUAGCAUGUCUAGAAAGCAUUUUAGUUACCAUCGAACCCCAUCUCCGGGUUUAAUACUGAGGGAGUACAAAUCUGGAACAUAUGCAGACGACAUAUCUAGAAUUUACACUUAUAGUUACCUAACUGAAGAACCCGCGCAAGGAUAUCUUCGCAGGCCAAUAGAUCCAUAUGACAAAGCGCCAAUUUCGCCACAUUUUCAUCGACCUAGCUCACAAAACUCUUUGAGGAGUAGUAAGGGGACUUACAAACAAGGUGCUAAACCCGGAAUGAAAGUUCUAGUAGACUCCAUUCGAAGUGAAACGCCUAGAUCAAAAUCGCCUCAUAUGAAUAACGAAGAACCGAUCGAGCUUGCACAUUACCCCGCUGCUAAACCUCCCAAUCCGAACGAAAUGCCCAAGAUAGAAAGAGACGACUUCCCCGCGCCACCUUAUCCGUAUACUGAUCCUGAACGGAGAAAACGAUGGUCUGACAGCUACAAGGGUGUUCCGGAUUCAGAUGAAGAAGACGAAGUUGACCAUUCCAAUCAUGUUCAAUUAAAAGACGAGCAGCUUAAAAAAGAAGAGCACGAGUUGAGUAAGAUAGCUACGGGUAUUGGUAAAGUGUUUCUGAAAAAUGUGCACGAAAGAGAGAAGCUUAAGCAGUGGAAGGCUGCACAUUUAGAUCCUAGAAAUGCGUCCAGAACUCCAUCGGCUAGUAAGGAACCGCAAUACAAGCUGAGAUAUGAUUCGCCCGUCGGUGCUAGCCCGUCACGAAACACAGAUCAUCCGAAACCGUUUGACGAAGAAGACUUCGAUAGGUCACUAAGUUGUAGAUCAUCGGUCGGCCGCUCUGUAGGACAAAUUCCGAAUUAUAACGUUGUAAGUGCGCUACGUCACGUUCCUAAACCGGGCUAUGGUUUGGCCCCUCGAUCUCAUACCUUCAGUUCUUCCGCCGGUAGCUAUCCUCAAAUUCCUGGUGAUUACUCGUUUAGCGGAAUUGGAAUUAAAACUCACAGUACAGAUUUUAGCAGUGGAAAAUCUGACAUUUCCACCGGAUCGAUCACGGAUGUCGAAAGGCGUGCAUUGAACACCGAAAUGCCAGUGUCAUCGACGUACACAGGGGGACUAGGAGCGUUCCGGGGAGGGUACGCAUCACAAGUGCGACGAUCUCUACCAAACAUGGCCCAUACCAUGUUGAUCAACGAGCCGGCCAAAAUUUAUCCCUAUCAUCUACUCAUGAUAACUAACUAUCGCUUGCCAGCCGAUGUUGAUAGAUGCAAUUUAGAGAGGCAUCUAUCCGACAAAGAAUUUGAAGACAUAUUCCAAUGCACAAGAAACGAUUUCUAUAGGAUACCGCAGUGGCGUAGGAAUGAAAUAAAGCGCAGAGCUCGCCUAUUUUAAAUAUGCCUAUUAUUGCAAAUAUUAGAUACGCUUUAGUUUUAUUUUGAUAAUAAGACAGCUAUUUUAAUAGAAAAUGCUUACACAUUUUCAAAAGAUUCGAAAUUUUACUGUGAGUUCGUUAAUAGUUCCUGUUGUAAAUAAUGAUUUUAAUUAAAUUUUGUAACCAUUUACUUUCAUUGUUGUUUCUACUAUAGGAUAGAUUUUUUGCCAUAACUGUUUAUUUCUAUGUGUGACCUAAAGACUUACAGUAUAAUUUUGCAUUUCUUAACUAAUGCAUUACAUAGAAUAUGUAAUUUAGCUUAUAAGCACCAUGUGAAUUUUAAUGUAGAGGCACAUCUCGAGGGGGUGCUUCUGUGGUAAAGUGAUAUUGUUACAUUUAAAAUGAGAGGAUUUGCCUUCUUUUGCAGAUUUCUCAGUGACAGAAAUUUUUUAUUAAAUGAAAUGACCAAUCACUAUUUGUGUUGUACUGAUAACGUUGUCUUAAGUUGUGCAGGAAUACAAAGGAAGGCGACUUUUCUCUAUACUGUAGCGUAAUAGUUGCAAGUUCUAAUCAAAAGUUUAACAAUAAUAGAAAAGCUAUAUAAAUUACAAAACUUUGCACCUAUUUAUUGCUAAAAUCUAAAUUGGGAUUAGCUUUUUAUAAAAACAAAACUUUUUUUGUGGUGUAGAUUUGCUUUGUUUGUAUUUUUGCUUAAGCUAGUCGAAGUAGUUUUCGUACCUACAACUGUUAAUGUAUUUCAAUAUUUUUUAAUUAUGUGGUUUAUAUUUUAUUAUUAGAAGUAAAAGAUUUCAUGUUAUUAGUUUCUAUAAAAGUAUAUUAAAUUUAUAAUGUCUUAGUUCUGCCGAAGAAAACUUCAAGCUACCAUGAAUAUAUAAAAGAGUAGGUCUAUAGGCAUAAUAAUACCAAAUCAAAAUACUAUUGUACAUUCGUUAAAAGAAGAAUAUUUAUUUAUUUUAAUGUUUAAGUUGAAAGCAAAUUGUGUAGCUAUAAAACUUUGUGAAACGAGCACAGCUGAAUAAAAACUACUGCUAUAUUUCUUCCA
Molecule: messenger RNA, 3754 nt
Organism: Photinus pyralis (common eastern firefly)
Lineage: Eukaryota; Metazoa; Arthropoda; Insecta; Coleoptera; Lampyridae
Product: actin-binding LIM protein 3
Exons: 16
Coding region: 237-2711 (824 amino acids)
Biological process (GO): cytoskeleton organization; lamellipodium assembly
Cellular component (GO): actin cytoskeleton
Molecular function (GO): actin filament binding
Source: RefSeq, a predicted model, not a curated record